AUGUCCAUGGGCCUGGAGAUCGCGGGCACCUCGCUGGCCGUCAUGGGCUGGCUGGGCACCAUCGUGUGUUGCGCGCUGCCCAUGUGGCGCGUGUCGGCCUUCAUCGGCAGCAGCAUCAUCACGGCGCAGAUCACCUGGGAGGGCCUGUGGAUGAACUGCGUGGUGCAGAGCACGGGCCAGAUGCAGUGCAAGGUGUACGACUCGCUGCUGGCGCUGCCGCAGGACCUGCAGGCGGCCCGCGCCCUCAUCGUCAUCGCCAUCCUGCUGGCCGCCUUCGGGCUCCUUGUGGCGCUCGUGGGUGCCCAGUGCACCAACUGUGUACAGGACGACACGGCCAAGGCCAAGAUCACCAUCGUGGCGGGCGUGCUCUUCCUGCUGGCCGCCUUGCUCACCCUCGUGCCGGUGUCCUGGUCGGCCAACACCAUCAUCCGUGACUUCUACAACCCCUUGGUGCCAGAUGCACAGAAGCGCGAGAUGGGCUCCGCCCUGUACGUGGGCUGGGCGGCCGCGGCGCUGCAGCUGCUGGGGGGCGCACUACUCUGCUGCUCGUGCCCGCCGCGCGAGAAGAAAUACACGCCCGCCAAGAUCCUCUACUCGGCGCCGCGCUCUACCGGCCCGGGCACCGGAACCGGCACAGCCUACGACCGCAAGGACUACGUCUGA
Molecule: messenger RNA, 663 nt
Organism: Mesoplodon densirostris (Blainville's beaked whale)
Lineage: Eukaryota; Metazoa; Chordata; Mammalia; Artiodactyla; Ziphiidae
Gene: CLDN3
Product: claudin 3
Exons: 1
Coding region: 1-663 (220 amino acids)
Biological process (GO): cell adhesion; bicellular tight junction assembly
Cellular component (GO): bicellular tight junction; plasma membrane
Molecular function (GO): structural molecule activity
Source: RefSeq, a predicted model, not a curated record